Xiphophorus hellerii (green swordtail) is the source of this 3651-nucleotide messenger RNA. RefSeq names its product CaM kinase-like vesicle-associated, like (gene camkvl). Gene Ontology annotation, molecular function: ATP binding; protein kinase activity. NCBI's taxonomy places the organism in Eukaryota, Metazoa, Chordata, Actinopteri, Cyprinodontiformes, Poeciliidae. Gene Ontology annotation, biological process: protein phosphorylation. The record is from RefSeq and is a predicted model, not a curated record. Bases 237 to 2678 code for a protein of 813 amino acids. The transcript is spliced from 12 exons.
CAGAAGCACGCAAACUAAUUUUCACCGAUGAGCAGACAGUCGUGCCAGAGUGGGAGCUGCGCUCAGUUCACCUCUCCGGCGCUGCAGGUCUAUUAACAAAGAGACCUUAUUAGUAACAUCUUUUUUUUAUUUUGCGAGCGCUUGUUGCCACGGCGGACCGGAGUUUCCUUUUGGGGAUAAAGAGACUGCACACCUGCACUUCUCCUAAGCAACGACAACUUUAGGUGAAUGCCGUGAUGCCAUUUGGAUGCCUUGCCCUGAGAGAUGGGCGGAUUUAUGACAGCAUAUCUGAUGUCACGGACAAAUAUGAGUUUGGUCAAGUCCUUCGAGCGAAGGAGUUUUGUGAGCUGUGCCUGGCAAAGGACAGACAAACAGAAAAGGUGUUUGUCUGCAAGAAAUUCUUCAAGAAGGACGGAAGGAAAGUCCGCAAGGCCGCCAAAAAUGAGAUCAUGAUCUUGAAAUUGGUCAAUCACCCAAACAUCCUUCAGCUGAUAGAUACAUUUGAAACUCGAAAAGAAUACUUCAUCAUCCAGGAACUUGCCACAGGGGGGGAUGUAUUUGACUGGAUUCUGGACCAAGGGAAUUACACAGAGAGAGAUGCUUCGAAUGUUAUCAAACAAGUCCUGGAGGCUGUGGCAUACCUACACUCCCUCAACAUUGUUCAUAGGAACUUGAAGCUGGAAAACCUAAUGUACUACACAGAAAACAACCACAAGAAAGUAGUUCUGCGAGAUUUUUACCUCUCCAGAUUUGAGAAUGGACCAAUUACAGAGCCAUGCGGAACACCUGAAUACCUUGCUCCUGAAGUGGUCGCUCGUCAUCGAUAUGGCCGUCCUGUGGACUGCUGGGCGGUGGGGGUGAUAAUGUUCAUUCUCUUAUCGGGCAAUCCUCCUUUCUAUGAUGAAACAGAGGAAGAAAACACAGAUCUACAUAAUCGCAUCAUCUUCUGUCGCAUCGUUGCUGGGGACUUUGAGUUUGAUUCUCCUUACUGGGAUGACAUUUCACCUGCAGCAAAGGGGCUUGUGUGUAGACUUAUGGAAGUGGACCAGAUGCUGAGAAUCACAGCAGAGGAUGCGCUCCAGCACGAAUGGAUUGCAGGAAAUGGUGCUUCAGAGAAGAACUUGAAGGAUGGUGUAUGUGCCCAGUUUGAGAAGAACUUCGCAAAGGCCAAAUGGCGGGAGAUAAAGAAAGCAAUUCGUGUGACAACCUUCAUGCAACGGCUGAAGAACUCUGAAGCACUGAAUGACAGUUCACUUGAGGUUCAAAGUAGGGAACAGAUAGGAGAUGGCGAAGGGGGUGUUUCCCAGGGGACAAGUGAUGAGGGAGAUAAAGGGACAACAGAUGAAGGGAUUACAUCGAGCAGUGUUUCUUUAGAGGUUACUGUUGAAAAUACACAAGCUGGUAUGGAACAAGAUGAGGGUUCCGUUAAGAUAGAAGAAAGCCCAGAUGAAAUAAACACCUCAAGGGGUCCAUCAGUUGGAAAGACACCAUCAGAUGGGAAGGACCCUGUUGGACAAUCCAGUUCAGGUCCGAAACUAACACAGGAGGAGCUUAAUAUGACUGGGGUGAAGAAGGGAGCUACAGAUGGAACCAGAAAAAUUGCUGCCAAGUUGGGUCAAACUAAUGUUGUUCCAGAAGUUAAGCAGACUUCGGCGGUGAUUCCUGAACCAUCAAAGCUGCUAGAAAGUUCUCCAGGUGCAAAUCUGGACAAGCAGCACACAUCUGCCUCCCCUGAGCCAACUGGUAAACGUAAAAUGGCUGCAACACUUCACUGCUCUACCGCUGCUCCCACUGUGUCAGCUUCACCAGAGAAGCAACCAGCCACCCAAAGCACACACAAGGAUGAGACUGACAGAAGCUGGUGUCAGACACAAGUACCUGAAGCAGUUGCAGAGAGGUCAGUGGUAGCACCAGUUACAUCUUCAGUGGGGAUGGUAAGUGGGGUUGAUGAAGCACUAGGUGUUAGGUUGAGAGGUGAUGGCAGUCCUGUAGGAGGACGGGAUAGAAAUACCAGAAAAACAGACCGACACAGUGCCGAGUUUAGCAUAGCCAGGACCCCUGCUGCAGCCUCACAAAGUUAUUAUGUAGCUGGCAGCUCAGCUAGUUUGGGUCGACAUGCUGCACCAUACAACCCAGAGGGUAUCUCUGUAGGGAUGGGAAUGGCUGGGAGCUUUGGGAGUCCUUACAGUUCCCUCUAUACAAGCAGAGGAGGAGGAGUAGGCAUGUAUGGGACUGGUCUUCACCAUGGAGGAGGUGGGAGUAGUACCACAACUGAUUGGCAAAUGGACAGUGUCAUUGAGCAGAUAGAAAAGCAAAUGGUCGCCGUACUUGAGAAGAUUGAGGGAGACAUGCCAUCGCUACUUGAGCAAAUCAGUGACUGUCCUAGUGAGCCAGCACGGGCCAGGAGCACACAUGCUUCGCCUUCUGUUUCUCGUUCUCGUCCAACUCAACACUCCUCAACUUCAACCUCAACUACUCCUCCACCACUUCCCACCUCUCCAAGACCAGCACUACCUACACUCCCCCACCUCGGUAUUCCUCCUCCGACAUAUCCUCCACCAUCUCCACCCACACAAACCUCACCCCAGGCUGUCAGGGAGCAGGAAGACAAGGAUGGACAGAGAGGCGCAGCUCAGUCCAGCCAAUCGCCCAGGGCUGGGAUGGGUAGAGGACUAUGAGGCAGGAGUGAAUAAAGCAAUGCACACUGCAAAAUAUUUGAAAUUUUGAACUGAUUAUUUGGUGGUGAGAGUUUGAAGACUGUAAAGAAGAAUGAUUAACAGGAGUUUGAAAAGUUACUAUAUAUUGCUGAUUUUUAUGAUUCAUAUAAAAUGUCUGUUUGAGAAAAAUGCUAGUUAAAAUUGAGCUCAAUAUCCAAUAUUUCCAAAGCUUGUUUAAUUCUAAAAUCUUUACUGUGUGCCUGAACAUCUGCCACACAGCAAAUGUGUUACUAGCAUAUACAAGCAGCACUCUGCAAUGUUUAAAGGUAUAAAAAAUACAAUAAACUACCAAUAACAGAUGACAGGCACAUUUGUAUUAUUCUAUAUACUGUAAAUAAAUAGAAAAUUAGAUUCCUGAUUAUUACUUUGCUCCCAGAAUGUAAACCAAUUCCCUUCAUAGCUAGCAUAGCUUUUUACAAAGCAGCUUUUCCCAUUUAUUCUUUUAUUCCCUUUAUUUUUGUAGCUCUUCAGCUUUUGUUGGGGCUUAGAGUCACAUUGUGACACACAGAUAUGAAAGGCUGAUCUGAUCACACAAUUUCUUGAUUUGUGCAACAUAGAUAAACUUGAACUGUGACCAAAUUCUUGUGAGUUUCUAACCAACUGACAUUAUCCAGAUGCAACACACUGUAUAAAGGCUUUGCAAUCACGCAUAAAACAAUUUCUUUCAUUAAAGUUUUUCAAAAAUCGUGUCCACCAAAAUUGUAUCUUUUUUCUUGUUUGGUCAUCAUGGAUACUUUGUUAUUGUCACUUACACAGUCCUUCCUAUUUUCACUCCUCUGUCGUGUAAACUCUAUUUCAUUAUGCUUUUGGCUGUAUGUGCUAUUUUCAGGUUCUGUGGUAUUUUCCCCACUCUUAGUAUCAUUAUUCAUAACCAAUGUAAACUGUAAAAUGUGCUCUGUUUGCAAGUCUUUCAAUAAAACUGAUGAAAACAUCA